This is a messenger RNA of Cottoperca gobio, 2984 nucleotides long. RefSeq names its product host cell factor C2 (gene hcfc2). The record is from RefSeq and is a predicted model, not a curated record. Gene Ontology annotation, biological process: regulation of DNA-templated transcription; chromatin remodeling. Gene Ontology annotation, molecular function: transcription coactivator activity; protein binding. The transcript is spliced from 17 exons. NCBI's taxonomy places the organism in Eukaryota, Metazoa, Chordata, Actinopteri, Perciformes, Bovichtidae. The coding region runs from base 39 to 2318 and encodes 759 amino acids. Gene Ontology annotation, cellular component: histone methyltransferase complex.
GUCAACAGCGCCAAUCUUCGGGCUCCCAACGGGGUAAAAUGAACACUGGUGCCGAGGAGCCGCAAUGGAGAAAAGUUCAUUCCGUCACAGGAGUGAUACCGCGGUCCAGACAUGGACACCGAGCAGCUGCAAUACGGGAGCUGAUUGUUGUGUUCGGUGGUGGAAACGAGGGGAUAGCGGAGGACCUCCAUGUUUACAACACUGUCUCAAAGCAGUGGUUUCUGCCUGCGGUGAGGGGUGACAUCCCAUCCGGCUGUGCUGCCCAUGGCUUUGUCUGUGAGGGCACUCGAAUACUGGUCUUUGGCGGGAUGGUGGAGUUUGGAAAAUACACCAACAGCCUUUAUGAACUUCAGGCUAGUCGCUGGCUGUGGAAGAAGCUGAAGCCCAGAGCGCCCAGGAAUGGCUUGCCUCCCUGCCCUCGGAUCGGACACAGCCUCACUCUUGUGGGUAACAAGUGUUACCUGUUUGGAGGGCUGGCCAAUGAUAGUGAAGACGCCAACGGCAAUGUACCAAGAUACAUGGAUGACUUCUAUGAGCUGGAGCUGCAGUCGUUAUCAGGGACAAGAGGCUGGAGCAUCCCAGAGACGAAGGGUGGUGGUCCCUCGCCACGGGAGUCCCACACCUCGGUUUCCUACACUGGCUUCGGCUCCCCGAAGCUCUACAUCUUUGGAGGUAUGCAAGGAUGCCGGUUAGACGACCUCUGGCAGCUUGACCUUGACACGAUGGUUUGGUCGAUGCCUGAAACCAGGGGUUCCACGCCAUUUCCCAGAAGCCUUCACUCUGCCAGUGUUAUUGGGAACAGGAUGUAUGUUUUUGGUGGCUGGAUUCCUGUACCAGAGUCAGACCAACACAAUGCUUCAGGAACUGAAUGGAUCUGCAGUGACGCCUUAAGUGCACUUAACUUAGAUACUAUGAGCUGGCAAGACCUGGGCCCACAGCAACAGGACGACAUUGAGUCCCAGCUGCAGAACCAGGGACUCCAGGGUGACUAUCCGUACGCCUGUAGUCCCAGAGCCAGGGCCGGCCACUGUGCUGCCAAUGUUGGGUCCAGGCUUUACAUUUGGAGCGGCCGCGACGGAUACCGCAAGAGCUGGAACUACCAGGUCUGCUGUAAGGACCUCUGGUACCUGGAGACGGAUCGACCAGCCCUCCCAGAGGCACCAUUACUCAUCAAAUCCACAGUCAGCAUGCUUCAUGUGGCAUGGCGCCCGCUGGCUGCAGCAGACUGCUACAUCCUUCAGAUCCAGCCUGCACCUCCACCAGCUAAACCAGUCGAUGCAACCGGAACAGACGGAGUAGAGGGGAAGGGUCAAGAAGCCUCUGCAGGCGUCCAGUCUCUUCAACCUCAAAGUGGAGGAACCACCAAUAAAGAAGGGGAAGCAUCAGCUCAGGAUGCUUUACCAAAGCAGGAAACGACUGCAGACUCUUCCAUUGGCUCAGCAGACACCAAAGCACAAGGAGAGAGGAAUGCAAGGAGGGAGACGGAGAAGGACUGUGACACAAAUCACCGCAGUGCUGGACAGGAGGCAACAGAGGUCAGCAGCUCAGCUCAGCACCAGCCAGAGAAACAACCCGCUUCGGUUGACAAGGCAACAGAUUUCCAUGCCCGUACGCAUCAGAAUCCAGAUGAAGCCGUGUGGUUCGACGUUGGUGUGUUCAAAACGCUCUUCUCUGAGGUCACCCACUACUUUUUACCCGCCGACAGCGACCAGGCGACUGCAGCCAUCAGCAGCCGGCCGCCCUCCCUCCAGAGGAAGCUUCCAGGGCCUCAGGACUACCAGAGCAGAGAGAAGCAGGAGCUGGCUUCAGGUCAAACGUACAGGUUCAGAGUUGCAGGCAUCAACUACUUUGGUCAGGGAGACAUCAGCACAGUCAGCGAGUUCAAGACAUGCCUACCUGGUUUCCCUGGAGCGCCCUCUGCUGUAAAAAUUACCAAGGCCAACGAUUCGGUCCACAUCACGUGGGACGCUCCGCCCUCUCCAUCGGGCCGGAUCCUGGAGUAUUCUAUGUACAUGGCGGUGAGGAAGAGCCGUUCCACCAGCUCGGAGCGUCCGGGUCAGUUGGCCUUCAUCAGGAUUUACCGCGGCACCAAGACGUCCUGCUCAGUCAGCUCCACCCACCUGGAUAACGCCCAGAUCGACAGCUCCGCCUCCAACCGGCCAGCUGUCGUCUUCCGCAUAGCUGCGAAGAAUGAGCAAGGCUACGGCCCAGCGACGCAGAUCCGCUGGAUACAAGAUCCCAUUAAAUUGCGAGCGCCUACCUCCAAAGCCGACAGCAAUGCUGGGGCGGACCAGGACGCUGCUGACAGCUCGAGCUGAAGACGUUUGGACCAACGGGCGACGCGUUUCAGAAAAGACAAUAUAUGCACUCAGGAAAUUGCCACUCAGAUGUUGUAUAUUUCCUAGAUAGUUUUGUUAAUUUAUUUUUUUAUGUAUUUAAUCUUUCCCUUGUAAAUAGAUUCUCAUAGGAAGCUUGACGACUUGGGUAUUGUAGUUAAACAAUUGUUUUGUUAAGUGAUGAUAAGUAAUAUGAUGUAGACCAAACUACAAGUAUGAUUUAAUAUUCAAAACUCUUACGGCAUCAGCCACUGAUGCUUUGUACAGUAUGUUGUGGUUUUGAAUGAAACACAGAUGUUUUCAGGACCAGAUGCUAUCAGAAAGAAAAUAUUUUUUUUUUUUAAGCGUGGACCACUUUCACAAUCCUAUUGUCACAGUGCGGUUAUGAAAUACCAGUUCUCUCAUUAAUGGAAUGUUAUUGUUGUUUUAUAAUCAGAUCAUUUACUAGGGUUCGGGUAUGGUUUAAGGUCUUUGUUUAUGCGUUUCGCCAUAUUUUAUUACAAACAUGUUCACUAUCAAUUUCAUUUCUGCAUCACAUCUGUUGGUUUAUUAUUGUUACAUUUCACAUUGUUUAGUAGUUACAAGUUUUAAUUGAAAAAUAAAUCUGUCCUAAAUCAAAAAUAAAUUGAUACUGAAUGCAACCAAAGA